AUGGAGCAAGGUGCUUUUAUUCCAAGGAGAAGUAUUUUUGAUAAUAUUACUCUACCUCAAGAGAUGAUUCAUUAUCUUCACAAGCCUGUAAGGGGUGGAAAUGUUGUGCUUAAAGUGGAUAUUGCCAAAGCAUAUGAUAGAAUUGAUUGGGAUUUUCUUAUGCACGUUUUGAGAUCUUUUGGUCUCUCGCGCAAGAUUUGUGAUCUGGUAAGACAGUGUGUAACUUCUCCUUGGUAUUUUGUGAUGAUGAAUGGAACUAUGAAAGGUUUCUUCAAAGGUGGAAGAGGGGGCUCCCCUAAUUUCUCAUCUACUAUCACCAUAUCAAGAAGACGGAUGCUCUUACGACUCACUAGAUUCACUGAAGGUAAAUUCCCUUUCAAAUAUUUAGGGGUUCCUAUAAUCACGGGAAGAUUGAGAACUCGAGACCUUGAGGAAGUGGUAGAAAAAUUUCGUAUGAGAUUGGCAGGUUGGCAAAGUAGAGUCUUAUCUAAAGAGGCUAGACUGCUGCUUCUAAAACAUGUCCUCACAAGCAUACCUCUGCAUCUGAUUUCUUGUAUAAAAGCUCCUUUUUCGGUUAUAAAAGUCAUCAAUAGAAUAUUUAGUGACUUCUUCUGGGGAUAUGCGGAUGGAAAGCCUAAGAGGAAAUGGGUAGCAUGGGACAAAAUUUGUAUGCCUUUUAAAGAAGGUGGUGCUGGACUUCGUAGUUUACAUGAAGUGUAA
Messenger RNA from Olea europaea var. sylvestris, 720 nucleotides. RefSeq lists its product as uncharacterized. Lineage: Eukaryota; Viridiplantae; Streptophyta; Magnoliopsida; Lamiales; Oleaceae. The coding region runs from base 1 to 720 and encodes 239 amino acids. The transcript has 3 exons. The record is from RefSeq and is a predicted model, not a curated record.